CCCAUACGUUGUUGUCAUCGAGCAUCAUCACAGCCCGCUGUAAGCUACAAGUGGAUUACAAUUAACACAUUUUUAUUCUCCACACAACACUCAAUAAACGAGCAGGACCGACUGCGUGGUCCUCGGUAACGGUGUUAAUGUUAUAAGCAUGAAUAGACCCCCGAAGCUGUUUCAUUGACGCUGAGAUAACAGCAGAGUGCUGUUUUCCUCCCGGUGGUGAACUGGUUGCACAUCUGACAGUGGAUACUUUACAAGGCCUCAAGCCAUGCCUCGGUCCACAGUGGUGCUGUGAAUCCGCCAAAACGUCACUUCGAGCCGGGGAGGCGAAAGUGAAGUAGUCGCUAAAGCGGGGCUACUCCAGAGGUUACCUCUUGUGUUAAGGGCUGAUCUACAGACAUGCACCCACCAUCUCGACAGGACUAUGUUUCUAUAAGCUUUGCUGAAAAAGGAAGUGGAGGUUACAAUAACAGUAAGAACUGGAGGAGGCAGUCCUGCUGGAGGAAAUGGAAGCAGCUGUCCAGGCUGCAGCGGAGCCUCAUCCUCUUCCUCCUCGUCCUUCUGUUUAUUUGUGGAAUUGCUUCCUAUCCUUCUUUUAAUGAACACCUCAGAAGCCUUACAGAUGGAGAGCAGUACACAGACAGUAACAGCGUCCUGAGGCCCGUCAUCCCUCAUGUGCUGCCUGAACCUGUUGAACAGCCACGACCACCACUGCCAGAACAAACCUCACAGAAGAAAUUACCGGCACCCAAUAAGAGAGGUCCGCCUGUUCUUCACAAUCGUCUCCAGAGGAAAGACAACUCUUCAGACACAGGGCUCAGGGAGAAGGCACCUGAGAUCAAGAAAGAUGAGGGAGUCAUCAGCUGGCAUGGGGCCGUGAUCGAGACUGAGCAGGGCACAGAAGGAGCUAAAGAUGAAGGAAAUAAGGAGGCGUCACCAGCCAACAAGAAGGCAGAACCAACAAAUGAGACUGAUGCCAGCAGGCUGGAGGGGGUGCGGGAGGCUUUCAGACAUGCAUGGAAGGGUUAUAAAGACUUUGCUUGGGGCCAUGAUGAGCUCAGGCCUCUCUCCAAGUCCUACAGCGAGUGGUUCGGCCUGGGUCUGACGCUUAUUGACUCUUUGGAUACCAUGUGGAUCAUGGGGCUUAAAGAAGAAUUUGAAGAAGCAAAGACUUGGGUGGCUACAGAGCUCACAUUCAACAAGAACGUAGAUGUAAACCUGUUUGAAAGCACCAUCCGCAUCCUGGGAGGCCUGCUGAGCACCUACCAUCUGACUGGCGACACUGUGUUCCUGGAAAAAGCUAAAGACAUCGGCUCCAGACUGAUGCCGGCCUUCAACACCCCGUCCAAGAUCCCUUACUCUGAUGUGAACAUUGGGAAAGGCACAGCCCACCCGCCUCGCUGGACCUCAGACAGCACUGUGGCCGAGGUCACGAGCAUCCAGCUGGAGUUCAGAGAGCUCAGCCGCCUCACACAGGAACCACAGUACCAGGCUGCGGUGGCCGAAGUCACCAACCAGGUCCACAAACUGGAUGGAAAGCUGGAUGGUCUGGUUCCCAUGUUCAUCAACACAAACAGCGGGCAGUUCACCCAUCAAGGCAUCUACACACUGGGAGCGCGAGCAGACAGCUACUAUGAAUACCUGCUGAAACAGUGGAUCCAGGGAGGCAAGCAGGAGAACCAGUUCUUGGAGGACUAUCUGCAGGCAAUCGAAGGUGUGAAGAAGAACCUGUUGCAGAAGUCUUCACCCAAUGGUCUCACCUUUGUUGGAGAGCUCUCACAUGGACAGUUCAGCCCUAAAAUGGACCACCUGGUGUGCUUCCUGCCGGGCACUCUGGCCCUCGGAGCUCAUCACGGCCUGCCCGCUGAUCACAUGGAUCUGGCCAAACAGCUGAUGGAGGCUUGCAACCAGAUGUACGUCCAGAUGGAGACGGGCCUCAGUCCAGAGAUCGUCCACUUCAACAUGCAUGAAGGGAGCAACAGAGAUAUCGACGUAAAGCUUGCGGACAGACACAACCUCUUGCGACCAGAGACGGUGGAGAGUCUCUUCUACCUGUACAGGUUCACCGGGGACCACAAGUACCGAGACUGGGGCUGGGAGAUCCUCCAAAACUUUAACAAGUACACCAAGGUUUCUUCUGGCGGCUACACCUCAAUCAAUAACGUGCGAGACCCGGACUACACGAGUCCUCGAGACAAGAUGGAGAGCUUCUUCCUGGGAGAGACGCUGAAAUACCUGUACCUGCUUCUCUCUGACGACCCAGACCUCAUCAGCCUGGACCAAUAUGUCUUUAACACAGAAGCUCAUCCCCUGCCUAUAUGGCCUUCCACUGCGUGACACACACACACACACACACACACACACACACACACACGUGUAUACACACACACAUACACAACCGCACAUAAACACAUCACAGACAUCUCAGGGACGGUCUGAUAACAAGAUGAUUCCUACGUCUUCUGUCUCAGUGACCAGAUGUUGUCUAAACAUGACAGACCACAGCAGGAGAAAGCCUCCUUUUUACUGAUGAAUUACAUGUUUUCUAUGUGCUAACAGCCAUAAAACAUAGACCCCCCCCUUGAGCCACUAAAGCCUAGUUCAGUCAGUGGCUGAGUGUUUGUCUCACAGACCGCUUGUAGACCCUGUAGUGUCAAAGUUUGUUUUUGGUCGUCAUGACAGCUAAUCAGCAUUCAACAAAAACCUGAUUGUGACUUGAGUCGAAGAUGUCUUAACCACGUGAUGAUGGGGAGGAGGAGGUGGAGGAGUGUCGAGUUGGACCCAUACAUUUUAGUUUAAAGCUUCUCGUAUAGCUCUGUUUCAGUUCAGUUACCGUUGUGUUUCUUACAGAAGGGACCAUGAAACCCCCCUCCCCCUCAAAAACACCUUCCAACUCCUGUUCGCUCUCUUUAACUCCUGCCUCUUAUUCUUGUUAUUACAGUGGAAAUGGUUCCUGAAGCAGCAGAAUGAAGCAAAGUCUGUAUCUAGUUUUGAAGGGGGGGGGGGUUCACUUAGUGACGCUGUUCAGGGAGUGAAAAUCUAUUCAGAGUUUAAAGAAAUAUAGAAUAACUGCUUUUGAGUGUUAAACACUUUUUCUACAGUUUUGUCAUGAAAAGAAAAUCAUUUAUUGUGCUAGAGCGCAACACAAAUGGAGCUGUAGUCCAAACAGCCAAUGGGAAGGAGCGUAAGUGCAGUGUCAUAGUAGCAUCAAAGACAGAGAGUCUGUGCCAGCUUCAUUAUCGCUCGACGCUCCAUGUAGACUGAGAGCAAAUCCUUCAAAACCAACCGGCUGGGCUAGUAACUCUGAGAGCUGCCUUGUUGUGUUUUUCUGACUUAAUGCUAGGGUCGUCACGAUACCAGAAUUUUAAAGUUUGAUAUGAAACUUCAAAUCAAGCAAUAUUGUUUUACCACGGCAACAAUAAUCAAAGUCCUCGGAACCCCAAUAUCAUCUCUUGUUAUCAGUGAUCAAAGAUUGCAGGCAAGCCCCUGCACUCUGUACUGAAAUGUUGCCAAAGUUUUUCUGCAACUUAGACAGUUGAUUCAUUACAACGUUUUUGUACUUUUCGUUACCUUGAUCAUUGAAUGACAGAGAUUGUAUCGUUUUAAAAUGCGUGGUAUCCAGAAUGAAUCGAUGUAUUGAAAACUUUUAGAUCCUUCCCCAGAGCUGAAGUGGAUUGAGCGAUUUAUUAAUCAAACAGAAAAGUCGUGCAGGCAGGGAGAGAACAAGUUUGAUAUAGCUGAGGCUUGGAAGCUGUUCGUCAGGACUAUGCUGUUUUUGAAAACGUUCCUUCUUAGUUUGGCUUCCUGGUAAAAUGUGAACAUUUCCAUCUCUGCCUGCGUGCUGCUGGUCUGAGCCCUGCACUGGGAGGGGCAGCAGGUGUGCUGCUGGUCUGAGCCCUGCACUGGGAGGGGCAGCAGGUGUGCUGCUGGUCUGAGCCCUGCACUGGGAGGGGCAGCAGGUGUGCUGCUGGUCUGAGCCCUGCACUGGGAGGGGCAGCAGGUGUGCUGCUGGUCUGAGCCCUGCACUGCGAGGGGCAGCAGGUCGGUAACCUUUGUAGCGAAAAGUUCAGCAGCUAGCAGCUGUCUGAGCUAACAUCUCCUGUGUGCUGCAGCGACACCCUGCUCUGCUCCUGCAGGGGGCGUCACACUGUGUGUAACACAGUCUUUAGGCUGCUGUAUUUUACAAUCGUUCUCAGAUAGCGUCUGUAUUCUGCUUAUAAACGGGGGAAGCUUCCUGACAGGGUGUGAGCAGGCCUUCAGUUUGAAUGCUUCGGCUGUUCCUUCAUGCUACGGUCAUGUCUUACCGGACAUGUGACUACUGCAGUCACAUCAACCUUCAGUUCAUUGAGAAAACAGAGAUGGGGUCAUUGUUCUCACUGCAGCCUGACGAAAGGCUGACACUAACCAGGCUCAAAGUCUGAUGGAGGGGGAUACGAGGCACCUUUCUUCCCCUCUAUGUGCUGAUAGCUGGGUGCAUAUUUGUAACAGUGAAUGCAUCACAUUUCUAAAAUAAUUGAAUGUUGCUUUAAAUGAUGGAGAUGUAAGCUGUGGGGAUUGAAAUAUCUGAAAAACUCUUAAAGACUUGCAAAGCCUUUCCCAAUUCCCAUUUGACCUGAACGCAGCAUCCGUGAGUACUUGGGGCUCAGAUGACGUCACUGUUGUUGCCAGGCAGCAGAUUUUCCUCUAAACUGUGAAGCUCUGUAGUGUUUCUGUGGAGCGUCGUCGCUCUUUUCUCUGAACGUUCAGCUUCGUUCUUCUUUUUGUGGUUCUCUUCAGUAAGAUGUAGCAUACAUUUGUGUUUCUUCUAAGUGAGAGAAAUGAAUUAGAGUAUUGAUUUAGUGUAAUAUAUUGAUUUGUAGUGUAUAUUUUCAAAGGUAUAAUUGCAGCUAUCGUAAACUCUCCUCGUGCAUUUGGCGUAGUUUCCUGUAGUAGCAGCAGCUUCGGAGCGGCUGCAGUCAUUCCUGUAAAUAAUGGUUUACUUCAAGUCGUUUGAUUGGUUGAACUUUAUGAAUUUAUAAUGAGACCAAACCUGUAAAUAUUUAAUUCCUUUGUGUUGUCUCACUCGUGCCUUUAAUGUUGCUUCAGACAACUUUCAAAAGACAACCGUAAACUGUCACCUCUCCUUCCACUCGAGCUGUUUUUACAUGUGCACACAUCGACACAGUACAAAGGCCAUCAGGAUCACUGCGGAAGAGUAUUUUUCCAGUUGAAUGAUGAAAAAAAUUAUCGAUGUAUUUAUAGCUGUCCUUCAAAGCAAGCCUUAGCUUUACGUAACACCAAUCUCUACCAGUGUGUAUUUAAAAUCCUGCGUACAAGGGCUCUGUGUGAUCCCUCCAUGGAUGUAUUUGAGCAUCUCCCCGAGCCAAAGACACACUGAGAAUCAAAUAUCAUUUGGGAUUUAAUCAAUUAAAAAGCCAUUUUUCCAAAGCCACUCUUUUCAGGAAAAACUGAAUUAAAAGGAAAUAUUUAAGUGAUUUUGAUAACAA
Labrus bergylta (ballan wrasse) is the source of this 5483-nucleotide messenger RNA. It is a transcript of the gene man1b1b, whose product is annotated as mannosidase, alpha, class 1B, member 1b. Gene Ontology annotation, molecular function: calcium ion binding; mannosyl-oligosaccharide 1,2-alpha-mannosidase activity. The record is from RefSeq and is a predicted model, not a curated record. Gene Ontology annotation, cellular component: endoplasmic reticulum; membrane. Lineage: Eukaryota; Metazoa; Chordata; Actinopteri; Labriformes; Labridae. Gene Ontology annotation, biological process: carbohydrate metabolic process; mannose trimming involved in glycoprotein ERAD pathway.